GCCGCAAGCAAUUUUUACUUUAAAGUUUACCGUUUUAAAAUAGGCUACUUAUUUAAGUGUAUUUUCAAGACAUUUUAAAGUUGACAAGUGAUCUGACAGCUUUGUCACUAAUUAUAACUAAAGGUAGAUUUCGGUCAAAUUGGGAUCAACUUCUAUUUGGGCAAAUAGCCCAGAUCUAUUGAAAUCGCAUUGUGUUGGCACUUUUCAUGCAUAGUCUAUUCAUGAAAUUAAUUACCUUGAGUUUGAGGGAUGUUUAAUCAUUUCAGGCUAGCCUACACCACCAACUGCACAUCUAUAUGCCUAAUUUGUGUUGGUUGAAUGAUUGGCUCGGUAAUUGAUUGGCGCCAUAAUUUCAUUAUUCAUUACAUUACCAUAUUUCACGUGCAUUAGCGAGAAAUUAUAUUCCAUAAUAUUGUGAAUGGAGUGCAUCUCACAUGGGCACAUAGAAUAAAUGUGCCGUGCAUCCAUGUGUUUCUACGCGGGAGCCAUGCAUUUGUGGCCAUCGGGAAGGAUUUAUAGCCUAAUCGUGAUGAAUCCCCGUGGUGGCACGCGCAGGUCUUCGUAAUUAUGGCAGUCGUUCUAACCGAGAGGGGAGAGAGAAAAAAACACCCUGAUAGGAGGCAUUUUAUCUUCAUCACUGGACCGCUCAAUUCCAAUUAAUUUGACAAGAUUUCCCUCACGCGAAGCGCAAAUCCCUAUUAAAAGACGCAUACUGUAAAUGACAACCCUCUAAACGCUUCGCGUGUCCGAAUGAAAUGGAAGAGGAGAGAAAGGGAACGACAAAAGGUUAAGACGCAGCUUCCCGGAGUUAUUUCCCGGCAGAGCGCCCUAAGCCACAGUCAUUGGCCCUAAGCCAGCCCCCUCCCGAGUGCUCCUAGUGUUUCUAUAGUAAUUUCUAACCAAUGAUCAGUAGGUGUCCACAUCCUAGCUUCCUCACCUCAGCACCAAUCAGCCACACACAGCGACAGGAGACAGCGCGGAGCUAACACUAGGCAGCCACACACAAUACACCUCGGACCAAGCAGAGGAAACACCUACAACGCACCGUUAUUUCCCCCCUACAGCGCCGUGGUUUUAUAAUAAUAAACCGUUUUUUUUUCUUCUAAAAAGCUCGAUAAGCUAUCGCUUUAAGUUUGCUAUUUUUUUGUACUUUUUUUCUCAAGCCAGGAAAAUAAGUCUGUAAACAUGCUCCUUUUGUUUUGAGCGCUCUUUUUCAGUGUGGCUGUGCUCUUCCCACAUCCUCGCGUUAUUUUGUAUCUCCAUCGCGCCUUGCGGUAAUGUGCCGCUCUGUGUUGGCAGCCGACUGCUAGGCGUCUGGAAUCUCUUCUCGCCAGGAACCUGGUAGUGCUGGAGGAGACAGAAGCAGGAUGGUAACAUAUUGUUGGUGGUAACCAGCAGCUUCUAGUUUGACGAAGGCCACCGUUGACGGCGACCCCGGACUCUUCCCCAGUGAACCCUGCUCAACCGUCCCCCAGCCAUGUCUAAUAUAAACAAUGCUCUCUGCAUUGAGACCGGACAGAACGCAGAUGUGUCUCUCUUACAAAAGGAUAACCUUCAGAACCUGCAGAACCUGCAGAACUUGCAGAACCUCCAGGAUGGUGGAUUAAGCCAACUUUUGGAUUAUAACGCCGAGAUGGAACGGUACCGCUCUUUCGCAAACUUUUACAAAACCAACGGCGCGUUCGGCCAGACGGCCAAGAUCGCCCGCAUCACGACCCCCAUUUUCCCCAGUGCCCGGAUAGGCAUGUCCCCGUGGAACUGCGAUAACGCCAUGCUCUGGGGGAGGAAAUCGGCCACAAUAAACCCUAAUAGGACCAGCAUGCACAGGAAUGACUCCCAGAGGCCGGGGAAGCAUGGCGUGCCGCCAGAAACGCUACAGCAAAUGGCAAAUAAUAAUUUCCUCUCUACCUUAUCCCCCGAACACUGCAGACCUUUAGCGGGAGAAUGCAUGAACAAGCUGAAAUGCGGCGCCGGCGAAGCAGAGAUAAUGAAUCUCCAGGAACGUGUCGGAACUUUUUCCGCCAUUCCGGCUUUAGGGGGCAUCUCAUUACCUCCCGGGGUCAUCGUCAUGACAGCCCUUCACUCCCCCGCAGCCUCGGCAGCCGUUACAGACAGUGCGUUUCAAAUUGCCAAUCUGGCAGACUGCCCACAGAAUAAUUCCUCUGCGUCCGGCGGGAACCCAGCGAAGAAGAAAAGGAAGCGGUGCGGGGUGUGCGCGCCCUGCCGGCGGCUAAUCAACUGCGGCGUGUGCAGCAGUUGUCGGAACCGUAAGACGGGCCACCAGAUCUGCAAGUUCAGGAAAUGUGAGGAGCUGAAAAAGAAACCCGGCUCGUCGCUGGAGAGGACACCAGUCAACAAUGGCGAGGCAUUCCGGUGGUUCUUUUAGAGCGCCCGACCUUAGUGACAUCAACACGCGGUCAGAGGUCCAGUUAGAACUCUGAUGACAUCACUGCAGGAAGCACUGGGGGUUCAGAGAACCCAAACAACCUCCCAGUUUUUAAACCAGGAGGCAGAAACUCUAAAAAGAUGAAACGAUAAACAUUAUGGUGUUGGUUUAACUCUGUCAUUUCCUUUCCUGUGUAAUUAUUGUACCUUUUGACAGUAUCAUAAUGUCUAUUUUCGGUGUAUAUGAAUGUGUUUCAGUGUUGUUUGGCUGUAAAGUUUACAGUCAAUCUUAUGUAAAGGACUCAAUGGACAAUCAUCACCAAUACGUCAACAACAAAGAUGGCCGCUGCUGGGAUUGAUCAUGUGAUCGUCACACACAACCUUGGAGCAAUAAUCUUUAAAGUUGAUUAUUCUGCUUGUGUUUUCCCUUUAUUUCCGUUUUCAAAUUAUUAUAUCGAAGCGGAAUUAUUUUUUAUAAAAUGUGUCAUUUUUGUUUAAUGCUUGCAUUCCCUGUUUGUGUGUGUGCGCGCCUCUGACUGAGGGAAACUAUAAGGUCCUCCUUGGUAAAUGUGAUGUAUCAUAUAAGUGACGCACAAUGCCAGAGAGAACGGCAUUAUUAUUUAGAUGCUUUCAUUUGGGGUUUCUUUCAGUUUUUGUCCAGCACGUUACGAAACAGGGCACAUUGUCUUGUGUAGCGAGUUGUACUUUUUUGGAAAACAAAAAGAAGCAUCGUUGUGUUACAGUUACUGGACAAAGGGGUGGUUGUGAGAGACUGUUUCUCUUUGGUUUUGAUACGCUGCAAAGAUGGUGUUAUGAUUCGCUAUUUCAUGUAACUGUCUUGCCACCUCCUGAUCAUCUUCUGGUUUCUGUUUGAAAUACAAAGGUCAUCUUAUAGGUAACACUAUACUUAUAUCCUGCAGGUAUAAUGCCUCAUUACUUAUAUCCUGCAGGUAUAAUGCUUCAUUACUUGUUAUUAGCAGGUAUAAUGCUUCAUUACUUGUUUAUAAGCAGGUAUAAUGCUUUAUUACUUGUUUAUAAGCAGGUAUAAUGCUUCAUUACUUGUUUAUAAGCAGGUAUAAUGCUUUAUUACUUCUUUAUUAGCAGGUAUAA
Messenger RNA from Oncorhynchus nerka (sockeye salmon), 3495 nucleotides. RefSeq names its product CXXC finger 4. The record is from RefSeq and is a predicted model, not a curated record. Gene Ontology annotation, molecular function: zinc ion binding; methyl-CpG binding. Bases 1478 to 2386 code for a protein of 302 amino acids. Lineage: Eukaryota; Metazoa; Chordata; Actinopteri; Salmoniformes; Salmonidae. The transcript is spliced from 3 exons. Gene Ontology annotation, cellular component: nucleus.